Molecule: messenger RNA, 1812 nt
Organism: Pseudozyma hubeiensis SY62
Lineage: Eukaryota; Fungi; Basidiomycota; Ustilaginomycetes; Ustilaginales; Ustilaginaceae
Exons: 1
Coding region: 1-1812 (603 amino acids)
Source: RefSeq, a predicted model, not a curated record
AUGUCGCUGUCCGAGCUGUUCGACAUCUCACGAACAACAAGGCGCGACAAAGCUCGAGCUCAGCACCUUCUCCCCACACCCACGACUACCUCCUCGACUCCAGCUCGACUUUGCAACAUCUGCUAUGCCAAGCCAGCUGCGUACAACUGUCCGAGAUGCAACAUUCCCUUCUGCUCUCUGGUCUGUUUUCGAAGACAGCAACAUCAGGAAUGCUCUGCCGCAUUCAGCUCGUCUUCGCUCAGCCUCGUGGGACGGCCUGACCAGGGUGCAGCGGAGGAGGAUCGAACGAAAGUCGUUGACAUCCUGGCUCGACUCGAGAGGAACGAGAAAGAUGCCAGGUUGAUUUCAGAAGAUCACGAUGAUGACGGCGAUAGCGAUAACGAAGAUGCCGAAGACGAGCAGCUUACAGGUGUCAGAGCAGAUGUGACGGAGGAUCAGAUCGAGGGUGCUUCGACAGAUGCGCUGCUGGCUAUGCUUACGGAGAAAGAGCGGAGAAACUUUCUAGAAGCUGUCAAGGAUCCGCAGUCGGCUAGUGCGCUGAUGGACAAGCUAGAUCGCAAAGCGGAGCGACGAGCACGAUCAGCUGAGGCUGGAUCAAUGCCGCAGGGUAUCUUAGUGGCACCGCAAACAAUCUCAGAAGACCGGACGCAACCGCGCACCGUCACGACUCAGUGGCAGUCCGUGCCAUGGUUCGACAACCCAGAAGCAAGCCCUGCUUUCCCCAGCGAGUCAUCCGAUCAUAUCACGACCUUCGUACAUUUGGUCGGUACAAUUCUUUCGGCGGAAAGCAGUGGCUCGAAAGCGAGGGUAUCGGCACCGGCAGAUUUGAUAUACAACCUGUGCACCGUUCUCAUGGCAUACGCCUACAUCCUCAGGCAUUUGGAUAUAACAAGCCUGUCGCAGCUCAUUCCAGUCCGAACAGUCUCGACUGGUGAGAUUCAACUCGGCUCGUCUCUAGCAUCGUCACGCGGGUCUCAGCUCCAGUUGCCAAAUUGGCAUGCCGACGAUGACGACGAACCUCCACCACUCGAGCCCGACGAUCUAAACAACUCGACAGAGUUCGCAGCUCCCCUACCAUCCGUCAGCACGGACUCCGAUUCGUCCAUGCUCGACAACCUGACAACGAUCUCGCAAGCUUUCGACAAAUUCGCUCAUCUUGUACCCUUCCUCUUCCCACAACCACCACCACCACAGGACAAAUCCCGCACGACAGCAACUCACAGCGACCACAGCAAGACGCUCCUGACCUCGCUCGACGACGCAUCCAUCUACCUUGUCUCUCGCCUAUCUCUCGACUUCGACGUCGGUCACGCCAGUGUCGACGCUAUCAACCUGCAACUGCUUCAAGACCUGUCCAAGCUCUUGCAUCACGAACAGCUCGUCCCCACCUUCGCACAAGGACAACAGGUUGAGCCCAAGCACCGAAUUGCAUCCAGAUUCGCCUCACUGCCGUCACAGCAAGCUUUUGCAGCUGCGCAAAUACCGCUCCUGCUCAACGCUGUCGCCGAUCUGUUCCUCUUCUUCGAACAUGUGGCUUCCUCCGCCUCAGCCCUCCCGACACAUCUCAAACCAAAGCAUUGCAGACUUGUGCAACGCAAGCUCUGUUUCUAUCUCGGCAGCGCAAUCAGAAGCGACCGUUUGCCCACGCAGAGGCUCGAAUCGCCACUCCCGAUGCAGCUGCGAGACUCGAUCGUACGCCUCCGACAGCGAAUCGAAGCAGCAGAGCAAGCGGACAAGAUUGCAGCCGCCGUCAAUCUGCUCGACAAAGAUACCGCAACGAUGCCGAAAGCACCCACAAUCAGUCCUAUAUGA